Molecule: messenger RNA, 270 nt
Organism: Eruca vesicaria subsp. sativa (arugula)
Lineage: Eukaryota; Viridiplantae; Streptophyta; Magnoliopsida; Brassicales; Brassicaceae
Source: the annotation of a GenBank genome assembly
AUGAGUCUGAGUUUUUUUCAGAGUGUUUUGAACAGAGUUGGUAUCGUCUCAUGGACUGAUGUUGAUCGGAACCGGCUUGAUGGUACAAAGAUAGGGAGGGUGGAUGUUGUAGUUUUUGUCAUCUGGGAAGUAGUCAUCUUAGCAUUCUUAGUGUUCUCAUUCGUUUCUUUGUACUUCAAGAGAUUGCAGCUCGCCUUCAUCUUGGUCACAAAGCAGGUGAGAUCGGCUAGGAAGAAGAAGCGAAGGAUGCUUCUUCCACUAUCUAUGUAA